Heterobasidion irregulare TC 32-1 is the source of this 2826-nucleotide messenger RNA. RefSeq lists its product as uncharacterized. Gene Ontology annotation, molecular function: zinc ion binding. The transcript has 11 exons. Lineage: Eukaryota; Fungi; Basidiomycota; Agaricomycetes; Russulales; Bondarzewiaceae. The coding region runs from base 285 to 2696 and encodes 803 amino acids. The record is from RefSeq and is a predicted model, not a curated record.
CAGUCUAUCCCGUUUUCCUUCUUGUAUACUCUCGUGCUGCUGCCACCUACAUUCCUGUCCUCAACGGCUCUCGUGAGAGUGCAGUGCUUCGUGCGCGACGAACAAGUCAGAACUGCUUGUUUGUGCCCUGGUUCAGCCUUUCAAGUUCUACGCGGGCACGCUGAGCGUUGUUGUUGCCCAUUGCUGCGCCACUGACAACGCAAACCUUCACACAUUGACAACCGCCGCGCUUCCUGUAUCAACACGUCGACUACUUACUACUAUCCUGGACGGGAGACAUACCAAUGUCGGACAUCAUAGAAAUCUCGUCUUCUCCUGAGUCCUCCUCUUCGCGUCCAUUGCGGCGCAAGCGCAUGCCACUCUUCCUCCCAGAACGUGAGGAACAAGAAAUUAUAGAAAUCACAGACUCGGAUUCGAGCACGCCGCGCAAGAGACGCAAGCUUGAGCACGGAAAUGAGCAGCCCCAAGCGGGGCCUUCGAACGCAAUCAACCCACAGGCGGCCACGCCUGCGCCACGACGCGGAUCGACACGACGCGGAUCGACACGUCCGAAAACACCCAGCACAUCGAAGCAGCCAGCCGUGGGACGUGCGGACGAACAAAUCACUGCGGCCUCCCAGGUGCAAUUGCCAGAACGUCUGACUCCUCCAGAUUUGCCGCCUCCGCGCGAGCCUUCGCUACAGUCCAUCGUACUCGAUGAAGAGCCACCUCCGAGUCCAGAGCCCGAAGACCCCUUCCAGCUCUGUCUCGCUCAGGUGCACGAAAUCGUCCCGGAUGUUCUCCCUGAGUACGUACUGCAACUCAUCCAGACGUUCCAAGAAAAGGGCGAUCUGGUGGGCGAGGUCCUUCACGCCCUUUUUGAGGACCCGACGUAUCCGAGAAUAAACUCCAAAGGUAAAGCCAAGGCAGUUCUCCCCGAACGGAAGGCUCCCUCUGCACAAGCAACUACCGGGGAGAUUGACUUUUCCCGAGUGGAUCGAGAUCGUAACGGUGGCCCCGUCUACGUAGAGCUAGCUAGAGAGCAACUAUACGUUGACUUUCCUGAUAUUCCACAAGUCCACGUCAAUGCUAUGCUUGCCGUGCACCUUAACCUCUACGCCCCUGCAUACCUCUAUCUUCAGAAGGAGCGGCGGGGCGCAAAGCUGCCCUACGUUCCAGAACUGCCGAAAAAUCGAAAGCGCAGAGUGAGUGCGAAGAAAAAAGGGAAGCGGAAGGCAGCCCUGCACGAUGCUGAGUUCCUGCGAGAGAGAACCUGGCUUCUUGCAAAAUUGGCGCAGGACGCUGCCAACAUCGGCAAAGAACCGGCGGUUGGGGAAACGAGUGCGCAAGAGAUCGUCGAAGAAGUGGACGGGAUCGAGUGCGGCUGUUGCUUCACGGAGUACCCAUUUGACCAGAUGAUCCAAUGUGAAGACGCCCACCUGUUCUGCAACGAAUGUGUGAUCUCGUAUGCGUCGACCAAGCUCGGCGAGCACAAUCCAGAUAUGUGCUGCAUGGACCAGUCCGGCUGCAAGCUUCCUUUUCCCGACUCGGAGCUGCGCCGCAUCCUACCUGAGAAGUUGCACAGCCUGUAUGAACGUGUGCGUCAACAGCGAGAGGUCGAGGCAGCCUGCCUCGAGGGCCUGGAGGAGUGCCCGUUCUGCGAGUUCAAGGCUGUCCUGGAGGUCGACGUGGAGAGCGACAAGCUGUUCAGAUGUCAGAACGAGGAAUGUGGGAGGGCCAGCUGCAGGAAGUGUAAAAAGGAGGAUCACACGCCGAAAAGCUGCCAAGAGAUGGAAGAAGACAAGAAGUUGGACGGCAAGCAUGCCAUCGAGGAGGCAAUGAGUCGAGCCCUCAUGCGAAACUGUCCUAGUUGCAAGAAAGGGUUCAUCAAGGAGUCUGGGUGCAACAAGAUGACAUGUCCCAAUUGCCGUACCUUGUCAUGCUAUGUCUGCCGGGAGGUCGUUUCCGGUUAUGAUCAUUUCCAACAGACUAAUACCAACGGCCAGCCCCUGGCAGGAGCUUCCACGUCGACGAAGUGUCCACUAUGGGACCCCGUUGAAAAGAGACAUGCUGACGAGGUGGCGGCGGCGGCGAAGAAAGCGCUGGACGACUACAAGCGCGAUCACCCUGAUAUCGAAGAGGAUGAGAUCAAAGUCGACCUGCCGCCCCCUCCCGCCGGCGCUGCAGGCCUGCUUUUCGGCGCUGUAGGCGUGCAGAACCAUGCACACGCGCCCCCUUACCAGCACCUCAUGCAGGCCGCCGCCCCAGGCAUAGCGCGGAUGCCAGCGCCGCCUCCCCAGCCGCGCGCGCCCCCUGUCGGGCCCCAACACUUCUGGCACAUAUUCCCGGCCAACCCGGAUAUUCAAGUCCUGCAGCGGCCUCUGCAGGAGGGGCAGCAGGCGGACGUGUUAAUUCAGCAGCAACAGCUGGAGCCAGCGCAUCUGCGUCAGCUGGAGCAGCAUCGAGAGGUGGUGCGACAAAGAUUGCAGGCGCAGGUGCAGGCGCAGGCGCAACGGCAGGCGCUUCACAGGGAAAGGCAGGAAGCAUUGGCGCAAAGACAGCAGCAAGCCCCGGCAGAGCAGCAGGCACGGCAGGCACAACAACAGAUACAGCUGCAAAUGCAGCAGCUAUUGAUGGAGCGAGGGCAGGCAGCGAUGAGACAGGCGCCUGCUCCGAUCGCCGUAGCACCCAAGGCCGUCAGACGCAAGCAGCAGUGAUGUUGAUAUAUAAUUUACUUGAUAAUGGCCUUGGGGGGCUCGUGUUCAUUUAUAGAGCUUGUAUAAUCGGAUCGCCACUCUGACAAUCCUGAAAUUGUAAUACGCGGUACUCAAGGAACACGUACGGUGA